AUGACCAAGAGAAAGCCUAGCACGAAUGGCAAGAAUAAUUCGCUCAUGUCAAGGACUGCCAUCUUCAAAAUUUUUUUCGUUGAGGUCGGGUGGGCGUUGCAGGGCGCCAGGGGCCUCACUGUGGUUUUCUUUCCAACCCAGGAAGAUCCUGCCUUGGUUCGCUGGGCCUAUGCUAGGACGCAGAACGUCUACCCUACUUUCCGCCCGACACCCAAGACGUCCUUUCUAGGAGCUCUUUUUGCGAUAGGCCCUAUCCUCUUCUGGGCUGCUGUCUUCAAAGCUGACAGGGAUCGUAAAGAGAAGCUUAUCCAAGAAGGUAAAUACAAGCGACCAUUCAGUUUGUUUUAAGUUCCUGGAAUUGCAAUGCUGUUCAUGGGAUAGAAGUAAAAUAAGAUGUAUUGUGUGCUGAUGUUUCUCCUUCAUAAGAAUAAAUCUUAAUUGAUCAUU
This is a messenger RNA of Pygoscelis adeliae (Adelie penguin), 447 nucleotides long. It is a transcript of the gene NDUFB4, whose product is annotated as NADH dehydrogenase (ubiquinone) 1 beta subcomplex, 4, 15kDa. The record is from RefSeq and is a predicted model, not a curated record. Gene Ontology annotation, cellular component: mitochondrion. NCBI's taxonomy places the organism in Eukaryota, Metazoa, Chordata, Aves, Sphenisciformes, Spheniscidae. The transcript has 3 exons. Bases 1 to 348 code for a protein of 115 amino acids.